AUGGAGAGAUUUGCUAACGGAUUACCAGCAGACGUUGGUCCAAUGGUGAAGAUGCCAACCACUUUGAAGGAAGCUGUCAGAGCAGCUAAGAACGUAGAGACCCAAAUUAGAGAGAAUGGUUUGGAGAAGGUCGAGGAUGGAGAGAAGAGGAAGUUGGAGGGAUCCUUAAGAUCCGAUAAGAAUAGUAAGUCCUCAAAGUUUAAAGAUCAUAAGCCUGGAAGUGACACGACAAGGUGGUGCGGCAAGUGCAAAAAGAAGCACUUUAGAGAAUGCAUUGAAGGAGUGACCUGUUACAAGUGUAGAAAAACUGGUCACUAUGCUAAUGAAUGCAUGACCAAGAAGGAAGUCUGCUUCAAGUUUGGUGAAGAAGGACACUUCAAGAAAGACUGCCCAAAGAAGGAGGGAACUGCAAGGCUGAAUACCCCGCCAAAGACAAGAGGGAGGACAUAUUUUAUGGGACUUGAUGAAACAAUAAGAGGGUGA
This is a messenger RNA of Lactuca sativa (garden lettuce), 483 nucleotides long. The record is from RefSeq and is a predicted model, not a curated record. NCBI's taxonomy places the organism in Eukaryota, Viridiplantae, Streptophyta, Magnoliopsida, Asterales, Asteraceae.